UCACUUCGAUUCGCAUGUGUCCUUGUUCAAAGCACAUGUUUUGUGCAUGUGGAUGUGGAUUGUAGGCACUCACGACUCCAUCCCCCGCGAUCUGAUGCCGGAUUUGUUUCCUUUACGUUCUUUAUUACAUUCUAGGAGAGUUCCUGAGUGUUAUGUGCGCCUGAUGACGUUCGAGGGGCCAUUUUGUGGAAAGGAAAGCAGUUAAAGGACAUGCCUUGCUUCCAUGAAAAAAGAGCUGUUGUUUCUACGCCCCGCUUUCAUCGGCUUCGAGAGGCAUCUUUCGCUCCCAUCCGAGUCGUUCCAGAGGAAGAUUUCGUACCACCAACGGGUAAUCACGCAAAGCGUUCCUGAUUCCAUAAGAAUGGCAAAUAUCUGCCUCACCCAAGGCUUGCUGCAUCGGUAUGAGGAUUGGGAUGAAAGCCCAGGCAAGUCUCCGGGUGCGAGUGUGUUCUACCCUAAAAGCACCUUGUUGUCACUUGUAGCAUUGAAGGUCUCACCUGAAAUCAUCUGGGCGUUCUGUAUGAAGGUUAACCUCAUAUUAGCGAGGAAAGUAAUGCGCUCCCCUCACUUCCCUCAGUUCCUUCCCGGUCUGGUGCCGAGAUGGAAGUUGGCAAAUCGGGGAAGGAUUGCUUGUUGUGUGCUUUUAGCCUCUCGUGAUGAUUUAUACGGAGCUCAUGAGAAGCAAGACGGCUACCGAUGGCAUAGUUCGUCGUCGAUAGUAACUUUCUGAGUCUCG
Neurospora crassa OR74A is the source of this 736-nucleotide messenger RNA. RefSeq lists its product as hypothetical. NCBI's taxonomy places the organism in Eukaryota, Fungi, Ascomycota, Sordariomycetes, Sordariales, Sordariaceae. The record is from RefSeq and is a predicted model, not a curated record. The transcript has a single exon. Bases 224 to 730 code for a protein of 168 amino acids.